Megalobrama amblycephala (Wuchang bream) is the source of this 1581-nucleotide messenger RNA. Its product is annotated as CD209 antigen-like protein E. The transcript has 8 exons. The record is from RefSeq and is a predicted model, not a curated record. The coding region runs from base 173 to 958 and encodes 261 amino acids. NCBI's taxonomy places the organism in Eukaryota, Metazoa, Chordata, Actinopteri, Cypriniformes, Xenocyprididae.
GACUCACUUUUCAUUUAUCAAAGACCCUCUGCAUCAAACCUGUUCUCGCUCAUCAAUACAACUUCAGCAGAGAUCAACUGCAGCUUUAACAAAUUGCAGGACAAGCUUUUUUCAGACAGGCAGGACAUCAAAAGUUCAACCAGAAGGGCACGUCUUCUAUUGGGUUGAUGAAAUGGAUUCAGUCAAUGAAAGUAAUGAUUACAUGCCAGCUUCAGGUGCCAAAUGCUCUCAGUACAAAGUGAACUCCAUUCAAAUGCAAGAACGAGAGACAGAAGUAAUUUCUCCUAAGUGGAAUAAAGUUCUUCAGAUUGUUCUGGGUUUCUCUCUUGUUUUUGCUCUCGGAGGUCUCUGCGCUCUCUGGACACUCUAUAAUAAUAAGCGUGCUGAUUUCGAAUCACUGAAUGAGCAGCACAUCAUGGUUUCAAAGCAACUGGCAGCUCAAGAGAUCAACAGCACAGCCCUGAAGAAAGAGUUUAAUGAUCUUACAGCCAGAUACAACACACUCAGAGAAUGGCUGUCCUUUUAUGAUGCUCAGUCUUGUAAUCUCUCUGCGGAUGGCUGGAUAGCUUGUCGUGGAAAGCUGUAUUUAUUCAGCUCUGAUAAACUGAACUGGUCGAGCAGUCGAGAUGUCUGUGUUUCUAAAGGAGCCGAUCUGGUCACCAUAACCAGCCGAUCAGAACAGGACUUUCUGCUCUCCAAAAUUAAAAUUACGCACUGGAUUGGUCUCAAUGAUCUGGACACUGAAGGACACUGGGUUUGGGUGAAUAACCAAACUCUCAAUGAAACUGGAGUACAGUUCUGGUUCAAUGAGGAGCCGAGACAACCUGAUAACUGGAGAGUACAGGAUCCGUCUGGAGAGAACUGUGCUAGUCUGGGAGAUCAUUAUGGCAAUUUUCAAUCUUGGUUUGAUGCUUCUUGUAAAACAGAGAAAAAGUUUAUCUGUGAAAAGAAAUAUUAAUAUGCCUACAUCAGUGGAACUAAUUAAUGAGGUCUAUUUUGAUUUUACAUGCACAUAAAACUAGAGGGAGGACUCUUUUGGAUUUACAAGUUAAAAUGUUCUAUUUUUCCUCCACUGAACUGAAUUGAAAGCUCCAUUAUAAUGUCCUGACUAACUUUACAUUUUAAUCUACAGUAUAAGCUCUAAAGCAGACUAUAUCUGUUAAUGCAAAAGCUUUUUGUUUUGAUUCUUCACACAUCACUUGCAGUCAUGCUUUUGUAUGAAACUGCUGUGAGCAGACGACAGCCUUGUGGUUGGACAAGAUCUGGGGCCUGUACCAUGAAGCCAGAUUAGCUGGCUAGCCAGGUAAGUUUCAGAUUAGUUUGCGUGAAUCCUGGGUUUUAGGUACUAUGAAAGUGACUUGGCUUUUAGCGGUGUUCAUCACCAUAGUAACUUGCGCUCCACGGCUAACCUGCUCCAGGGCAGGUUAUGUUCUGGUUCAGAGAUCUCAAACCAAAAUUGGGCCAAUCGGAUGUGAGCUAAAUGAACAGACACAUCCAACGCAAUAAAGUCACUCCCCCAGUUUCUCGUCCUCCAAAUUAAAGGUCACUAUAUAGCAAAAAAAAAAAUUAACAAUGAAAUUG